Messenger RNA from Williopsis jadinii, 1958 nucleotides. RefSeq lists its product as uncharacterized. The coding region runs from base 7 to 1893 and encodes 628 amino acids. Lineage: Eukaryota; Fungi; Ascomycota; Saccharomycetes; Phaffomycetales; Wickerhamomycetaceae. The record is from RefSeq and is a predicted model, not a curated record. The transcript has 2 exons.
UAAAUAAUGAAAGUAUCAUCAAUACUGCUCGGUGUUCUUGCUUCUACAGUGUUAGCCCAGGCCUCUGAAGAUGACAACAAUGCCGGGAUUGAAACAGGUGCCACUGGCAGAACCACGGACGAUAAAGAAUUGGAGUUCAAAUUGAUUGCAAACAACGCCUUAUCAGAGGAAGAUGGAUACAAUUUGACCUUUGUGAGAGUGACUGGUAAUUGGAUUGUUGAUGAGGCCGAUGCUGAAGUUUUCACCAAUGGUGUUUCUCAAAAACUCAACCCUGAUAUUGUGGGCGAAAGUGCCGUUGAGUUCACAAUUCCAAUAGUAUUGGAUGAUGGCCAAAGCUUCCAUGCCGAGGUUAAAGCCAAUGUUAAGGCUGCAGAUGUGAACGUUACAACCACUUUCGAUGCUGAAUUCAUUCUAUCGUUUGUCAAUGGAGAUGGCGAGACAGUUGACCGAACUUUCACGGCCAGUACUGUUGUUGAUUGGAACGUGGUAUCUGAUGACGAUGAUGGAAACACUGAUGAUGACGAUGAUGGAAACACUGAUGAUGACGAUGAUGGAAACACUGAUGAUGACGAUGACGACGACGACGACUUUGACGAUGAUGGAAAUGUACCAAUGCCAGUUGUUAUCACCACAGGAUCCACUUCUGAUGAGGACCUUGAAUUUGAACUGUACGCUACAAACUCACUUGCUGAAGAAGAUGGUUAUAACGUUUCAAGGGUUGAUGUAACCGGUAACUGGUUUGCCAAAGAUGCCGAUGGCGAGAUCUUGACACCGCAGUUAGAACCGCAAGAACUUGAUGGUGAAAUCGCCAGUGAUGGUUCUGUCUCUUUUACACUGCAAAACCCACUUUAUGACGACCAAGUUUAUCAUCUUAAGAUUGACGCCAAUGUGAAGCCUGAGGAUAUCAAUGUCACCAUCACUUUUAUUGCCGAUUUUGUCAUCACCUUUGUCAAUGCUGAUGGUGCUGAGAUUGAAAAGACGUUCAGCGCAACAACGGAUGUUGACUGGAGUAUAUUUGGUACAGAAUCUGAUGAUGACGAUGAUGACGACGAUGAUGACGACGAUGAUGAGCUUCUUCCAAUAACAGCAGCUUACCGUGGUGACAACCAAACAGUUUUCUUUGAACUCUGGGCAAGAAACAGACUUGCAGACGAAUCUGGAUACCUCGUUACGAAUGUUGCAAUAGUAGGUGACGGUUGGAAGCUCAUUUCACUUGGUGCGGAGGCGUAUACAACGAGCGACAUUGCUGCUUCCAAAACUGCAAUCACAAAUGAUCAAUUGGAGACCAACGUUGUGAAUGGUAACUCUGGUGAUGUUGAAGAUUAUAACCCAGAGAUUGAAGUUUCUCUUCCAGGUGGUCUUCCAGGUGGUGAAGUUCUCCACAUUAAGCUGGAAGGUGAGUAUGAGAAUUUGGGAGAGAUCAAAACCACUUUCACUAUAACAUUUACCAGUGUGGAUGCUAUUGGAAGACUUCAGAAGAGAGACGAGGACUUUAUUACAAAGGUCUAUGUUGCAAGUUUGACCAUUGAAUCUGAUGGCGGUUCAGAUGGUGGUUCAGAUGGUGGUUCAGAUGGUGGUUCAGAAGGUGGUUCAGAUGGUGGCUCUGAUAACUCUGGUGGCUCUGAUAGCUCUGGUGGCUCUGAUGGUGGCUCUGAUAGCUCUGGUGGCUCAGAUGGUGGCUCUGAUAGCUCAGAUGACGACUCAGAUGAUGACUCAGGAUCUAACGCUCAACCUGACACAACCCUCACACAAUCCACAAGAGAACCAGCUCCAACAGCAACAUCCUCCGCAACACCAUCGCCUAUAGUGACCAACGAUACAGCAAACCAGGGUGGUAAAUCAGGCAUGGCAUCACAAUUCGGCCUCUCAGUGCUAAUUUUAUUACUGAUUUGAAAUCUACUUCCUACUUUCUUUAUAUCUUCUAUGCUUUAUUUACAUGACAACAAAUUGCAAACGUC